This is a messenger RNA of Serinus canaria (Common canary), 859 nucleotides long. It is a transcript of the gene TEX55, whose product is annotated as testis expressed 55. NCBI's taxonomy places the organism in Eukaryota, Metazoa, Chordata, Aves, Passeriformes, Fringillidae. Bases 430 to 714 code for a protein of 94 amino acids. The record is from RefSeq and is a predicted model, not a curated record. The transcript has 4 exons.
GGGCAGGUGAGGGCGAGUCCCGGCCGCGAACCGCUCUCUCCGCUUCCCGGGCUGAACUGCCCGGCCCGGCCUCCCACCGCCUCCCUUCUGCACGAAGCGAACCCCGUUGUCGACAGGAACAGCACCCUCCCUCCUACUUCCAGGAGGCAAGGGUUCAAUCACCAUUCAGAAUCUGAAGUGGAGGAAUCUGAGGACCACACACCUGUAGUUGAAUCCCCACCAUCACUGGAUGACUUACUUGGCGUGGAAGCACCAGCGUCUGCAGCCCAGCCAUCUGUAGUGGAAUUGCCAGUAUCUGCAGCCCAGCUGGCUGCCAAGAAGCCACCACGUUCUGAGCACCAUUUCCUGCUCAUUGUAUAGUCUGCAUCCAGGGAAAACUCACCUGAGAUCAGAUCACCUGUGGGUGAACUUCCAGGUUUCAAAGUCAAGAUGCACACCUCUGAAUCCACACAGGACGGAUCCAGUAACACCGUUGAGGCUGUGUUGUCAGCAGCAGAGAUUACAUUUGAAUCAUUGGAGAAUCCAGAGGAUUUUGGAGACCCCUAUCAAGUUGCCAUGAAUUAUGUGGAGGAACAUAAAAUUCUACAGAUAUUUCAGGAUAUCACAGAAAAACUGCUGAUCCAUAAGCCUGAUGACCCCUUGGAGUUCAUAUUGCUGGAGGUGCAGUCUAUGAUAAAUGCCAGGCAAGCAGAACCAGAGAAACUAUCGGAAUAGAACGAAGAUGCAUAGAUGUUUCUAGAAGAGGGCUUGUGCACUCCUUUUGGCCCCCAUUGACCUUGCUGUUGUGGUAUUGCCACACCAUGCCUUCACAGCACCAUGUAGUCCUUAGCAAUAACUUGGAAAAGAUCUGCUGUCUGUC